AUGGGCGUUUCCGUGGGCCAAGAAGUGUUAGACUCUUCACUCCGUGUUGCCAACGACGUUGUUGCAGGCAACUCUUUCAACCAGUCGCUAUCAAACAACGCUAGAAAUUCGUACAAAACUCUUGUGAGUCGUGCUAUAAACAAGCUGGAUCAAACUGGUGGUAGACGAAAACGAGCAUCCAAACGGAAAGCGGCCAAAAAUCGGAAAACUGUUCCAAAACGCGGUGUUUGUGGAUCGAAAAAAUCUGUUCGAAAAACACAAGGCAAAAAACGUUCUCUACCCAAGUCCACUUCAAAAAAACGUGACAUCUUUGGAUAA
This is a messenger RNA of Caenorhabditis remanei, 318 nucleotides long. RefSeq lists its product as uncharacterized. Bases 1 to 318 code for a protein of 105 amino acids. The record is from RefSeq and is a predicted model, not a curated record. Lineage: Eukaryota; Metazoa; Nematoda; Chromadorea; Rhabditida; Rhabditidae. The transcript has a single exon.